AUGCCUCCAAGCACUGCAAACCCAUCUAAAAGGCGAUCCUUUUCCUCUCCACAAGCUGAAAUGAUGGUAGAUAUGAAGAACUGUCCAUUGUCAGACCCAUCAAUUGGAAUAGUAUCAGAAAACGACCACAAAGUUGGUUUGUGUCUUUGCAAAUAUUGUGAAUGUGGGCAACAUGCUUGUCCAGGCAACAAGCAAGAUCUUUAUCUUAGAUCGACCUUUAAAACCAAAUACAGCCACGAUUAUCAGCAUUUAGGCUUCGACUCUCCAAUAAAGCAUGAGCCUAAAAGAUUUCGCCCUAACAAGCUGAAAAUGGACUUCCAAACAACAAACCAGCAUGAUUUCAAGCCGUUUACAGUCACUCCAAAACAAACUGAAGAGUCUCCUGUGUCUCCAGUUAAAGCAAACUUUUCCUGCAGAACAGCCUAUGCAAGCGAAUUUCCUAAUUGGGGAACCCAAGUGCCAGUUUACGAAAAGCGGUUCCACCCCCCUGUGAGGUCAUGUGAGAUCCCUUUUAGAGGCAGAAGUUCAUACAGCGACUACUAUCGGCCUGUAUCAAGAGACGAAGCUGACAUUUACAGAACUGACUAUACAGUUUCUCAAGCAUUCAACUCAACAAUAUCAAUUGCACCAAAAGAUAAAUUAAAUGCAAACACUACAUAUGGAGACCAUAUGAGAUUUUACUCAUGCUCCCCAUUGAAUUCAAAAAUCAUUGUAAAAGCUGAAGAUCCGACUCAAGUAAAAGCAGUGUCCACCCAUUUCAGGACUACCUCAGGGUCAUUUUUCAAAAAUGUGAAGCCGGAGUAUAAAGAUCCGAGGCUAAUGAAGUUUUCCUUGAUGUCAAGAACGGGGAACCGGAUUGGCAAGGCAUAA
Molecule: messenger RNA, 870 nt
Organism: Blepharisma stoltei
Lineage: Eukaryota; Ciliophora; Heterotrichea; Heterotrichida; Blepharismidae
Source: the annotation of a GenBank genome assembly